CGCAGUUGUCUGCCGAUGCCACUUCUAACUUCACCCUUUUCGCUCCUCAGUGUCUCACCUCCGCUUCCCUCUCCAAUUUGUUCGGCACAUACCUGCACGAGCGUGAAUCGUCAUGCCGAAAGAGGCACCACGCAGGGCUGUCAGGUCUUGUGCCUUGGACUGGACGGACGUGGCCUCGCAGAAGCAGUCGAGGCUCAUGGCUCUGCCCGCUGAGGUUCGCAUCAAGAUAUGGACGCGUUUCUUUUCCCACGUGGCACGCCCGCGCUUGCGGUACGCCGUCGACUUUGAAUGGGCCCUUGACACGGACUCGCAUUUCGACAUUGCCUGGCUCUACGCCAGCAAGCGGCUCUACCUGGACGCCUGGCCCGUCUUCCUGGCGCAGGUGCGUCUCGACGUGGUGUACAUAGGCCACUCGCCGACGCAAUUGGCUGUUUUGCCCCCUCCCAUCCUUCGAAGAGAGCUUCGCGAGAUAUGCUUCCACUGCCCCGUGUCGGUUAUGGAAGAGCGACCACCGAGGCGGCCAUUCCCUUUCCACAGGUACCCGCGCUUGCGCAACUUUCACAUCGCUAGCAACAUCUUGGUUCUUCUGGAUAGAUUCCGGUGUAAAGAUAGCAAUGGCCCCAUGACUGUGGACAUGUAUCGAGCCCUUUCGCCCCCGGAAAGGCUGGCCGCAUGGAAAGACGCAGGUCUACCGUCCGUGGACGAGAUCAUAGAGCACAUGACCAGCAUGGGCAAAGGCGGCUGGCUAAGCCGCGUCGUAGAUCCAAAGACCUUUACGCGCCCGCUCGUCCUCACGCAAGACUCCUCGGAUGAUGAUGAUGAUGAUGGGGAGGACGGCAACGAGGAGUGGCAGGGGUGGACAGAGCCACAAUAUUCGGAGGACGAGCAAGAAGAGAAGGGCUUGUUCUAUCGGGCCCGCCGCUCGGCGGAGUGGUUGGAGGCCAAAGAGGCCAGGGACCUGGAGGCGUUUCGAAAGGUUGCGAAGCAGAUGCACACCUUGGUGGAGGCGGAACUCACCCUCUUCGAACGGAACGUCUACCCCAUGCCGGACGAUACGCUGGAUACACUCUUCGUUCUUGUAGACACGAGGACGCGAAAGAUUAUGGAAAUGAGGAUGUUGGAUGCAGAAGAGAUCGAGGAGAGGGCUCGGUGGGCUGCGCAAGCGUAAUCUAUGGAAUGGGCAUGGGCAGUAAUGGAAUUGACCUUCGUUCUGCUUGCCGACCGAGUACGCUAAAGCAAGCACAAUCGGCGAGACGAAGCGAAAUGGGUUUCUUCCUCGUGACCAAACAUCUUCUGCUGCUAUGACGUGUCAGAGAUAUCCUAGUGCUUUCUCAGUCUGUUUGUUGCUUUGGUCCGCUUCUGGAAGCUCGUCCUUUGAUUCUCAAUCGGAGAAUUCAUCUCUAAAUAUUACGGGUUGCAUUCAUAUUAUGACCAGACGGCGUCUUUAUUAGGACAGUUGUGGAUUGGUGAGCUGGGACAGUUUUCCUAGGAUGUAUAUAUUGGGCUACCAUGAGCUACCCUACACCGCCCUACCCUGGACAAACUAACUAGUCUAGCGCAUCAAUGACUGCCUCACCCCCGCACGCUCAAUCAAUGAUGAUGUGUGAUGCGCUGUGGAGAAGGUUGUUCAAGUGC
This is a messenger RNA of Emericellopsis atlantica, 1635 nucleotides long. RefSeq lists its product as uncharacterized. The transcript has a single exon. The coding region runs from base 113 to 1168 and encodes 351 amino acids. The record is from RefSeq and is a predicted model, not a curated record. NCBI's taxonomy places the organism in Eukaryota, Fungi, Ascomycota, Sordariomycetes, Hypocreales, Bionectriaceae.